Saccostrea echinata is the source of this 706-nucleotide messenger RNA. RefSeq lists its product as uncharacterized. The record is from RefSeq and is a predicted model, not a curated record. The coding region runs from base 19 to 681 and encodes 220 amino acids. Lineage: Eukaryota; Metazoa; Mollusca; Bivalvia; Ostreida; Ostreidae. The transcript has 8 exons.
CUGGGAUGUUUUAGUGGAAUGCUCGAUAUGAAAUGUCCCACGAGAGGUUUCGCGCUUGCUACAUGGUUCGCUAUGGUGACGUACACUGAUUCCAUUUCAGUUAUUGGGCCCACUUGCUUCAGAUGUGAUCGCGAAGUGCUUCCUACGACGUGCUCUUCUGUUGUUACAUGUGGUCCACAUGAGAUAUGUGCGAUCGAGAAAGGGGUCGACUUCUUAAACAAUGAUGUCUUCUGGUCCGGCUGCAAAGACAAAAGAGACUGUGCCAGUAACAAAAGAAGAAACUCACCCGAUGACGUCACUGUCACGUGCUCAACUUGUUGUGAUGGCAACUUAUGUAACUCUGAGGGCUGUGGGAAAGCAGGAUUUCCACAAGGUGGGCUCCAUGUUUGUUUUAACUGCGCCAAUAUGACGUCAUCAUCCAAUUGUUCCCGUGUUGCCAUGUGCCAAAAGGACGAGGUUUGUUACUUUGAAGAAGUGCCACACAAACACAGUGUUGUCUACCGUUCCGGUUGUAGAAACUUGCCGGACUGUAAAACGAGUCGGUCAUGUGGAGGUUGUUGUCUUGGAAAUUUUUGUAAUUCUGGGUGUAAUCCGUACGACAACCUUAAGCCACCUUACCAAUACGUCACACUGACGAAUCCCUCAGGACUGGCGUGGAUAACGAUCCCUCCUCAACAGUGAUUGGUCAGCUGUUAUCCCCAUUAUA